Messenger RNA from Tricharina praecox, 1412 nucleotides. RefSeq lists its product as uncharacterized. Gene Ontology annotation, biological process: maturation of SSU-rRNA from tricistronic rRNA transcript (SSU-rRNA, 5.8S rRNA, LSU-rRNA). Lineage: Eukaryota; Fungi; Ascomycota; Pezizomycetes; Pezizales; Pyronemataceae. Gene Ontology annotation, cellular component: nucleolus. The record is from RefSeq and is a predicted model, not a curated record. The coding region runs from base 393 to 1412 and encodes 339 amino acids. The transcript is spliced from 2 exons.
CCUGGCUGAGUGCUCUCCUUAUAUAGACUAGUGCUUAUAGUUCGUAAUGGUGUGAGGCACCACUUAUUGACAGCUCCUGGUACCUCUCCUGCCACAAGAAUCCGCCGGUCCGAAUUAUGUAAGUACGGCAUGAGCGGAGUUCUACAGAGCACGUGCAAAUCCCGUCCCCCCUUUCCCUUCCCCGCCAGUGCCCAAUCCCGCUAACCCAGCGCGAGUCGCGACCGACAGCACACAGAGCCGCACCUUAAAAUUUUCUCGAUUUCUUCGCUUGGCUGCCUUGCUCUCCCCACCCCGCCCCACACUCCCGUGCACCACCGCCCCCGACGGCCAUCCCCCCGCCACCUCCCCCAAUCUCAUUGCAUAUUUCCACCACGCUUUUACGUACACCCGCAAUGAAGGACCGACCAGCAAAACGUACGCGCCGGGCGCCCUCCGACAACGGCGGCAAAGAUGGGGACAGGGACGGGGAAGAUGGGGCAGCUGAAGCUGCAGCAAGAGACGCUCUACGACGGCAUUUUGAGGAGCGGUUUGGGGCGCUGGAGGGGGCGCCUGUUGCUACGCCUGCUACACCCGCUACAAAGGGGAAGGACAAGGGGAAGAAGGAGGUGGUGAUUGAUGAUGGCUCCAACGAAGAUGAGGACGAUGGCUUGGAGGGUGAGGGGGAGGACGAUGAAGAGGACAGUGGGGAUGAGGACAGCGGGGAUGACAGCGAAGAGGACGACUGGGAGGAUGACGGUGUUGUGGCAGUGUUCCAUGGCGCUGAUAAGCGGAGAACAGAAUCACUGUCGAAGCGGGAGAAGAGGGCGUUUAUGUCCUCGAAACCGCCCUCACUGCUCGCGCCCACACCCACGACCACCGCACCUGCCGGCCGCGCCCACGGCAAAUCACCAGAAGAGAAAGACGACGACGCGGGCGAAGAUGAGGCGCUGAACCUAAAGAACGACUUAGCGCUGCAGCAGCUGCUCCGCGAGUCGCAUCUGCUUGAGGGCGGGCGCGACGGGUCGCUCGAGGCGACUGGCGCGGCGCGCCUCAAGGCGCUGAACAUACGGAUCGAAGCUCUGGGCGGGAAGCGGGAUGUGGCGCCACAGAAGAUGGCGAUGCACAUGAAGAAGGGGAUUGAGGGGAAGAAAGUGGAGCGCGAGAAGAAGCGGCGGAGGGAGGCGAAGGAGUCUGGCAUCGUCCUGGAGAAGGAGGUUAAGGAGUUCAAGAAACGGAAGAGGGGCGGGAUGGCCGGCGUGGAUAAUCCCGGUGUUGGGAGGUUUAAGGAUGGUGCCCUGGUGCUGAGUAAGAGGGAUGUGGAGAGCAUCACGGGCGGGAGUGGUGGGAGAGGAAAGGGUGGGAAGCGGGGUGGGAGGGGUGGUGGGAAGGGAGGUGGGAGGGGAGGUGGCAGAGGGAGGGGGAAGAGAAGUUAG